UUAGGUGGCAGUCCCAUGACCAUAGGCACAGGGGCUCCUGGGAAUUGCCUCCCACACCUACGGUCCCAGAAUACUGGGCACCCUUCCAUUGCUUGGAACCCCACUGACGCUUUGGGGGGCAGAAAGCAUGGACAGUGGGGCACAGUGGUGGUGGAGCGCUGGUGGAAGGUCCCGCUGAGCAAAGAAGGGCGCCCGCCUCGCCUACACCCCAGGAGGCACCGCAUCUACAGGCUGGUGGAAGACACCAAGAACCAGCCCAAGGGGGAGCUGGAGGUGAUCCUCACUCAGUCCGUGGACAAUUUGGGAAGCCGUGGUGAUAUUGUCUCAGUGAAGAAACCUCUGGCUCGUAACAAGCUCCUCCUCGAGGGACUCGCAGUUUACGCCUCUCCAGAGAACAAAAAAAUGUUUGAGGAGGAAAUGAGGCUGCGUGACGAAGGGAAGCUGGAGAGACUUCAAACCCAGAGUGGUGAAAAGACCAUCCAGUUUCUGAGGAGUUGCCGUCUGGAGGUGGGGAUGAAGAACAACGUGAAGUGGGAGCUAAACAACGAGAUCGUCGCCCGCCACUUCCUGAAAAACCUUAAUGUCUUCGUGACGCCGCAUGCGGUGAAGCUGCCCGAUGAGCCCAUCACGAGAUGGGGCGAAUACUGGUGUGAAGUGACGGUGAAUGGCUUGGACACCGUCAGGGUGCCGAUGUCUGUGGUGAACUUCAUGAGGCCAAAGACCAAGCGCUACAAAUACUGGCUGGCCCAGCAGGCGGCAUCGAAGGGGUAAAGGCCCCUCCACUCUGUCCUGGGGAGUUCUCCUCGCAAGGUCGAACUGUUGGGAGAAUCUCCCUGCUGCGGAACCUGGACCCUUCGCUCUACCAGCUGAGAAGGGCAGCCAGGCCCCAGCUGGCCUGUCUCUGCUGGGAGCAGUUAGCUAACUUCAUUUAAACUUUGUCGGUGUUUGGGGGAGGUUCUCGCUGCAACCACGAAGGGACCCUCCAUCCCUCCCAGGUGGGGCUCUCUGCACAGGACCAGGAAAGCACCCAACAUGCUGUACGUUGCUCCCAGUCAAAGCAGGACACCAGAACGCUCAGAGCUACUAAUAAAAAGCUCCUGUGUCCAAGUCCCUGGCAGUGGGAAUCGGCUGGGUCUUGUUGCUGUCGGGUUCGGUCAGACAACACCUCAGAAGUGGGGCAGCUGGAGGCCAAAUGCCCUAUGGGGAGUGGAGGGGGGAGCACUGGGAGAAGCAGCCAUCAGUGACUCACCUGAUCAGUAGAAAAGCGCCAAAUGGUCUGUUCCCAGAUGUGCAGCCUGAUGCCCGGUAGUGCCAGUGCUGAGUCCAGUCCAGCCGGAUGGGGGGAGAGGAAAUGGAAGGUGGAGAGUCCCCUACAGGAAGUUACCUUAUUGCAGGAACAAGACUCUCAGCUGGGCUGGAGAUCCCAGCUCCCUUUCACCGCCCUCCCUGCCACAGGCAUCCUAACAGGAGGAGGGAGGGACGCACCCACACCGGGCACCCUUCCCCUCUGCCCCUGUAGCGACUUUAUGGGUGAAUGGGGCUAAUACCCCAGAGCCAAAGAACCACCCUGUUGCUCGUUGUCAGCUGUUCUCACGGUGGCGGAGCGGGGCUGAAAUGCGGCAGCUGCAGCGCUGGAAGCAGGGUAACCAGAGAUUGUCCUGCCAACCCUUUCUUGGGGCAGAGCCCGAGUCAGGGUCCUCUGUGCCAAAGCGCCUUUCUGGUAGUUGCUCUCAGGGCAGUGUGGGCAGAGACUUCCAUGCCCUGCCUCUGGUGUGACUGGGGGCCCCCAGCUGGUUUGGUCCCUGAUCAAAGGGGCAGAGGAAGGGCAU
Messenger RNA from Mauremys reevesii (Reeves's turtle), 1829 nucleotides. RefSeq names its product mitochondrial ribosomal protein L9 (gene MRPL9). The record is from RefSeq and is a predicted model, not a curated record. Gene Ontology annotation, biological process: translation. Gene Ontology annotation, molecular function: structural constituent of ribosome. The transcript is spliced from 7 exons. NCBI's taxonomy places the organism in Eukaryota, Metazoa, Chordata, Testudines, Geoemydidae. The coding region runs from base 16 to 771 and encodes 251 amino acids. Gene Ontology annotation, cellular component: ribosome; mitochondrion.